Messenger RNA from Syngnathoides biaculeatus (alligator pipefish), 1747 nucleotides. RefSeq names its product monooxygenase, DBH-like 1, like (gene moxd1l). Gene Ontology annotation, biological process: dopamine catabolic process; octopamine biosynthetic process; norepinephrine biosynthetic process. Gene Ontology annotation, cellular component: secretory granule membrane. Lineage: Eukaryota; Metazoa; Chordata; Actinopteri; Syngnathiformes; Syngnathidae. The record is from RefSeq and is a predicted model, not a curated record. Bases 41 to 1747 code for a protein of 568 amino acids. The transcript is spliced from 13 exons. Gene Ontology annotation, molecular function: dopamine beta-monooxygenase activity; copper ion binding.
UCGGCCACAGCGGAAAACGCUCGGGCCUCAAGCGGACGUCAUGCUGGCUCUGCUUCCCAUCCUGCGCUUGGCGGGUCUGGUGUGGACGGACGCGGUCCGGGCCUCCGAUCCCGACCUGCCCUUCGCGGACUACCUGGACGACGAGCGGCUGGUCCGCCUCGAGUGGGGAUUUGACGACGCGCCGGGCAACAUCACGUUCAGAUUCACGGUCAACGCCACCGGCUGGAUCGGCUUCGGCCUGAGCCCCCGCGGGGACAUGACGGGGGCCGACCUGGUCAUGGGGGGCGUCGGGCCGGACGGGACCGCCUACUUCAAAGAUUACUACUCGACAGAAAACUCCUUCCCGGCGGAGGACCGAGAGCAGAGCUACACGCUGCUGUCGCUCGCCGAGAGCCGAGGUCAAACGCUCGUGACCUUUUCCAGGCCCUUGCAGACGUGCGACGGGCAGGACCUCGCCAUCACCGCGGGACCCAUGCGCGUGAUAUACGCCUACGGAACGACGGACGAGAUCGGGUUCCAUGCAAAUCUCGUCGGUGCCAAAGACCUCAACCUGCUGAACUUUGUCCCCAGAAUCGCCGAAGCCAAUGGGAAGUAUAUCAGUGCCACGAUGGAAAAUGUGACCGUCCCCCCGAAGGGAACUUAUUACCACUGCAGGGUGAUGAGGUUUCCGACCUUGACCGCCAAGCAUCAUGUAGUUCAGAUCGUUCCGGAGAUCGAGCACGCCGACAUGGUGCACCACGUGCUGCUCUACAGCUGCCCGUCGCACGUGAGCACGGCCUACGACGGCGAGUGCUACCGGGGCCACCCGGGCGACGCCUGCUUCGGCAUCGUGGCCGCGUGGGCCGUCGGAGGCCAGAUCUUCGAGGUUCCGCCAAACACCGGGAUUCCCGUCGGAGGUGGCGUCGCUGCUGCGUUUUAUAGGCUGGAAAUCCACUACAGCAACCCAAACGGUGAAAUGGGCAGGACCGACAGUUCGGGUCUGAGGCUGCACUACACGCAUCAACUGCGCCCGCACGACGUGGGCAUCAUGUGCGCGGGCGUCUCGCCGUCUUUCCCCAUCGACUACGACAUCCCCCCUCGGGCGACGAAAUUUCGCACCUACGGCGUUUGUAACACCACUUUGUUUUCUCAGAUCGUCGACCCCGUGCCGGAUCUGCGAGUUUUUGCCGUGAUGUUGCACACUCACACGGCCGGGAGGGAGGUCCGAGUCCGACAUUUCAGAAAUGGAGAGCGGAUAGGUUUCCUCGGCGUGAAUGCCGACUACGACUUCAACCUGCAAGAGGUCACCAAACUGGGACGCGUCAAGACCAUCGAGCCGGGAGACGACAUUGUGGUGGAGUGCUCCUACAGCACUUCUGAUAGGACGGCGCCCACGCAGAUGGGAUUGGCCACCACCGACGAGAUGUGCCUGGCCUUCCUGUUCUUCUACCCCAAAAUCGAGGUCGUGACCUGCAUCAGCCAGCCCGACAUGACCAGCCUGAACCAGCGAUUCCCUCUGGGGGGCUCGCUUUCAAACCAAAAGGAAAUCGAGGAGUACGAGCGCGCGCUGAGGAACCUGCCGCAAAUUGAAAUUGCAUUCGCUAAUGAGACUCGGUUCCAGAUUUACCCUCACGGCCACGUCAGGGAUGCCACGGAAACGCCGCCGUUCCGCUGCAAUCAUACAACAAACGCGGCCGGCGAGCGCGCGUCCUGGAUUUGGAACCGGGCCUCGGUCCUGUUUCUGCUCGCCUGGACGGUUCUUUUCUGA